Molecule: messenger RNA, 3072 nt
Organism: Diplodia corticola
Lineage: Eukaryota; Fungi; Ascomycota; Dothideomycetes; Botryosphaeriales; Botryosphaeriaceae
Product: fact complex subunit spt16
Exons: 5
Coding region: 1-3072 (1023 amino acids)
Biological process (GO): positive regulation of transcription elongation by RNA polymerase II; transcription elongation by RNA polymerase II
Cellular component (GO): FACT complex
Molecular function (GO): nucleosome binding
Source: RefSeq, a predicted model, not a curated record
AUGGCCGAGGAAAUCUCCAUCGACAAGAACGCUUUCCACGACCGCCUGUCGUCUUUCAUCUCGCAAUGGAAGGCCGACAAGCGCUCCGGCGAUGCCGUCUUCAACGGUGCCAGCUCCAUCGUCAUCAUGGUCGGCAAGGCAAACGAUGCCCAGGCCUAUCCUAAAAACGUCGCUUUCCAGCUUUGGCUGCUAGGCUACGAGUUCCCCACCACGCUCUUCGUCAUCACCCAGGAAUCCAUCCAUAUCGUAACCACGAAGAAGAAAGCUGCCUACCUGGAGCCGCUCAAGGGUGGCAAGGUCCCGGUCGAACUCCACAUUCGUGGCAAGGAUGCCGAAGAGAACGCCAAGCAAUUCCAGCAGUGUCUGGAGGGAAUGAAGGCUGCCGGCAAGAAAGUUGGUGUGCUGACCAAGGAUCAAUCGACCGGUCCAUUCGUUGAGGAAUGGAAGAAGUCCUACGGGGACAUCUUCAAGGACGCCGAGGAGGUCGACUGUGCGCUCGCUCUUUCUAGUGCUGCCUUGUCCGUCAAAGACGAGAAAGAGCUGAGGGCCAUUCGCGAUGCCUCGAAAGCGUCGAGCGGUAUUGCUAACUACUUCGUCGAUGAAAUGUCCGAAAUCCUCGAUGCCGAGAAGAAGAUCACCCACCAAGCCCUGGCCGACCGCGUUUCCAGCAAGCUUGACGACUCCAAAUUCUUCCAGAAAUUAAAGGUCUCGAACAACUUCGAUCCCAUGAAUCUGGAUUGGAGCUUCCAGCCCGUGGUGCAGAGCGGUGGCAACUACGAUCUUAAGUUUUCGGCGGACUCGGACAAGAACAACCUCCACGCAGGUGUCAUUGUGGCGGCCCUGGGCCUUCGAUACCAGAGCUACUCUUCGAUGAUUGCCCGGACCUAUAUGGUGGACCCGAACAAGUCGCAGGAAGCGAACUACAAGCUUCUGUCUCAGGUCCACCAGACCGUGCUGAGCAGCAUCAAGGAUGGCGUUCAGGCGAAAGAAGUCUACGCCAAGGCCAUCGGUUUGGUGAAGUCCAAGAAGCAGGACCUGGACAAACACUUCCCCAAAAAUGUGGGCGGUGGAAUUGGCAUCGAGAUCAAGGAUCCCACGCUCCUGCUCAAUGCCAAGAACGUCCGUACCUUGAAAGACGGUAUGACUCUGCAGAUCUCUACCAGUUUCAGCGACUUGGUCAACUCGGAGCCUCAGGACAGCAAGAGCAAGAAGUAUUCUCUUAUCAUCACGGACACCGUCCGCGUAACUGCCAGCGACGUGGUCAUCUUCACUAAAGACUCUUCUUCAGACCUGGAGUCAUGCUCUUUCUUCUUCAAGGACGAGGAGGAAGAGAAAGCCUCCAAGCCUAGCAAGGCGAAGAAGGAUCCGCGCGUUGGUGCUGUGGCUUCCUCUAACAUUACGAAGACUCGGCUGCGCCACGAGCGCCAGACCAACCAGAACGCCGAAAAGGAAGAGGCACGGCGCGAGCAUCAAAAGGAACUCCAUGCCAGAAAGCAGCGCGAAGGUCUUGAUACUUACGGUACUGGAACUGGAACUAUAAACGGGACGGCAGAGAAGAAGUUCAAGCGCUUCGAAUCGUACAAGCGUGACAACCAAUUCCCGCCGAGAGUCAAGGACCUGAUCGUUCUUGUCGAUGACAAAAACCUUACUGUCGUUCUUCCUAUCAUGGGACGUCCUGUCCCAUUCCACAUCAACACCAUCAAGAACGCCAGCAACAGCCCAGAAGGUGACUUCACGUCACUCCGUAUCAACUUUCUAUCUCCGGGCCAAGGUGUGGGCAGAAAAGACGACCAGCCCUUCGAAGAUCCGACUGCUCACUUUGUUCGAAGCUUGACUUUCCGUUCGAGGGAUAUUGAUCGUAUGGAGCAGAUUGCCAAGCAGAUCACGGAACUGAAGAAGGAGUCGGUACGCCGCGAGCAGGAAAAGAAGCAGAUGGAAGACGUUGUGGAACAAGACAAGCUCAUCACUGUCAAGAACCGCAAACCUGCCGUGAUCGACAUGAUUUUCGUCCGCCCGGCUCUGGACGGCAAGAGAGUCCCCGGUGCGGUGGAGAUCCACCAGAACGGUCUUCGCUACAACCACGGCAACGGCCAGCAUAUCGAUGUUCUGUUCAGCAACAUCAAGCACUUGUUCUUCCAGCCGUGUCAGCAUGAACUUAUCGUCAUCAUUCACGUGCACCUCAAGAAUCCGAUCAUGAUUGGCAAGAAGAAAGCCAAGGACGUGCAGUUCUACAGAGAAGCUACGGAGAUGCAGUUUGACGAGACGGGCAACCGGAAGCGCAAGCACCGCUAUGGUGAUGAGGAAGAGUUUGAGGCUGAGCAGGAGGAACGCAGGCGGCGCGGUCAGCUCGACAAAGAGUUCAAGGUAUUCGCCGAGAAGAUCGCUGAUGCUGGGCGCAAUGAGAACGUUGGCGUCGACAUCCCUUUCCGCGAGCUGGGUUUCAACGGUGUCCCGUCGCGGUCUAGCGUAUGGAUCCAGCCAACGACAGACUGUCUCGUGCAGCUUACCGAGCCUCCGUUCCUCGUCCUUACUUUGAACGAGAUCGAAGUUGUUCACCUCGAACGUGUCCAGUUCGGGCUAAAGAACUUUGACAUGGUCGUCGUCUUUAAGGAUUUCACGCGGCCGCCGUCUCACGUCAACACAAUUCCGGUUGAGUCUCUCGAUGCAGUCAAGGACUGGCUGGACAGCGUUGAGAUUCCGUUCUCCGAGGGACCGGUCAACCUGAACUGGGCAACCAUCAUGAAGACGGUGCAGGCGGACCCGCAUCAGUUCUUCGUGGAUGGCGGCUGGUCGUUCAUCGCAGCCGACUCAGACGAGGAAGGCGGCGAUGAGAGCGAAGAGGUAGAGAGCAACUUCGAAAUCAGCGACUCGGAGCUUGCCGAGAGCGAGUCGGAGUCGGAGGAGGAGAGCGACUUCGACGAGUAUGCGUCAGACGAGGAGACGGACGCACCAAGCGAUGUCAGCGAGGGCGAGGAUUGGGACGAGCUAGAGAAAAGGGCUAAGAAAAAGGAUCAGGAUGCUGGUAGCGGUUCGGAGGAUGACGAUAGGGGCCAGAGGAAGAGAAAGCGGUAG